Messenger RNA from Punica granatum (pomegranate), 930 nucleotides. Lineage: Eukaryota; Viridiplantae; Streptophyta; Magnoliopsida; Myrtales; Lythraceae. The record is from RefSeq and is a predicted model, not a curated record.
CAAUGUAUGCGGAUUUCCUUCUUAAAAUAGAGAAGCACUUGAAUUUUCCCUCCUCAACCGGCACCCUAAAACCCUAAUCAUCAUCAGCAAAAUUCGAUUUUCUCAGCAUUUUCCGGUCCGCGAUCACGAUCAGAGAAGGAAUUGAUUGCGACAACAGAGGCGGCUGCAUUCGACUGAGCAACAGAACGUGCUCUGAUGAAUUACGUGGAUGAAGAUGCUUCUUCGGGCUCCAAGGAUGAUAUGAACGUGUUAGAUGGGAACAGCAAGAAUCCAUCUGCUGCAGCCCCUUCUGGUUCUGGUCGGAGGAAGAGAACUCGUAAGGCUACAGGGGACGCUAUAGUUGAUGCUAUGCUAGAAAUAGCCGCUGCCUCUAGAAUGAGGGCGAACAUGAUCAUGAGGAACGAGGAACGUUUCUCUAUAAGCAAGUGCAUUAAAUUACUGGAUGAGUUACAGGGCGUUGAUCAACGGGUUUACUUUCACGCCCUGGACCUGUUUGAGAACCCCAAUGCGAGAGAAACCUUCGUCGCCCUAAAGAACGAGUGGAGACUCACUUGGUUGCAGGGCAAGUGCAAUGCAUCCUCCAGUUGAAUGCUCUCAACUAAUCGCCUUAUCGGGAUAGAUAGGUUGUUUUCUUGGUAACAAAUUACCUGCUGAUCCUACGUUGCCCUGCAGCUUAACUCCGGUUUUGUAAUUAGCAUGACUAUUAUUCGAUGAUUCAUAGCUGAAAGUUCUUAUUACUUUGAGGUUUUAGUUCAUUUGCUUGAAAGUAAUUUGGUGUGGUUGGUGUGCUUCUGAGAGCAAUUUGUCGAUAUUUCCCUGUGUAGUCUGUCUCAGAGCUUACUACUGUGGAUUAUUCGGAUUGAUCCAAAUAUCGGCCAGCUUUCACCAUGGUCGACCUCUGAAAUACAAGCAGUACUGUGAUCGGCCUCU